Drosophila elegans is the source of this 759-nucleotide messenger RNA. RefSeq lists its product as uncharacterized. The coding region runs from base 48 to 716 and encodes 222 amino acids. Gene Ontology annotation, cellular component: membrane. The record is from RefSeq and is a predicted model, not a curated record. Lineage: Eukaryota; Metazoa; Arthropoda; Insecta; Diptera; Drosophilidae. The transcript is spliced from 4 exons.
CAGUUUUUGUAAAAAAAAAAGGAAUUAAUUUUAAGAUUAUCUGUAAAAUGGUGGGAAAUAAAACAAAGAAGCUGGUUGUUUUACUACUUGGGCUGGAUUUGGCUAUAUUACUGCGAAUAAUUAUAUAUUUUUCCUUUAGAUACAGUAGCUUUAAAAUCACUACUGAUGUAAUUAGCUAUUUUUGUGGUCUGACAAGUACCAUUUUCAUUAUUAAAAUCCUUUUUUGGGUUAGCAUUAGCUUUCUUUCUUUGACUGCUGAUUGGAUUGUUGUAGGGUAUAUCCCGGUGCUAGUGUACGUCCUAAAUUGGACGUAUUUCACAUUUUCACAGCGACUACAGCUCCUGAAAAAAAACUAUGAAUUAUACAUGGAUGGGAUAUCACAAAAGUGGCUGAACAACUUUAAUUACAAUGCGACGGAUAUGUCUGUUCUUGAAAAGACGCUACAAUGCUGUGGAUUGGAAGGCCCCCGAUCCUAUAUGAGUUAUCUAAGGACGGUUCCGAAACACUGCUUUAAUCCCGAGCUAAUUACUCUUGGUUGUAGUUAUUUUAUUGAGAACACAUUUUAUCCAAUGCAAGAAGCAGGUAUCUUAGUGUUUAGAUUGACUUUAUUUGUCGAACUGAUCAUUUUGUCUUUUUAUACACUUAAGGUGUAUAAAAAGAUAAUAGGUUCGAUAGGAAAACACAAAAAACAAAUUUUUAGUCCACAUUGUUCGUAAAUAAAAUUACAAAAAUUGUUUAUACUAUUAGCUUAAAAACUGA